GUGAAGCGUUGGUAGCGGUAUGAGGCUCUCUACCGUGGAGCUGGGGUGAGGACACCGGGGAGGGGAUCAUGUGGAGGCGGCGGUGCCGCGGUGCGAGAAGGGGAGGAGGUCGUCGUCGUCGCGUCGCCAGUUGCUAGUUUGCCGUGAGCGCUCGUGACGCGAGGACGUUCUGUGAACAGAGCAGCGAGCCCGGAGCUCUCCGAUCUCCCGCUGUGAACGACACAGGAAACGAGCGUGCAGGCAGCCAACGAUUGCGCGAACAGAUCUUUUUCCGAACAAACGAUUCAUCGGGAAACAGACGAGAGCAGCGGCUACAGUGCGAAAGCAUACCUCGUAAUCCCUUCGGUUUCUUCAUCGAUAGACAAGCACUGUUUUUACUUGAAAAAACGUAGACUGUUUAUUGCGAUUUUCGUAUUUCUCAUUGACGGAAAUAUUAGUGUACAAGAGACAAUUGGUCGAUCAAAGUUGGAAGAUCAGUCGAUCACGCCUGUCCGAUCGGAAUGCUCCAAAGUUCAGACGAACCAGCUGAUCGUGAAACCAUCUUACUAGUUUGAUUUGUACUUUGUGGGAUUGUCUUGUGCGCGUUUAUCGCGUCGUGACGUGAAUAUAGAAGAGCGGGAGAGAAAGACAGCUGACAAACAUCGCGUGAGGAGGAGUGAGUGAAAAAAAAAGUCGGAAUAACGUAAAGGAGAAGGAACUCGCUUCGUUUCGGAGUAGACGGAUACUCUUCCGGUCAUUCCGGUUGCGCGCGGCGCCUGUUUUAAUCUCGCGCGGCGCCGACACCUGCUACCGCGACAACCAACUGCGCGGGAGGUUUUGUCGCGGAACUUUCGUGGCGCCGCCGUGUACCGUGUGCGGUGUGCGCGGGGUGACAGCUUAAAGUUCGCACGAGCGCAAGGUGGAACGGAGUGCGCGGGCGCGCGCGCGUGCGACAUAAAGGAAGACAGAGAGAGGGACAGAAAACGAAACACGAAACUCGCUCCGAGAAAGUUUACUCGCGACGUGCCGGUCGCUCCGGAAAGAACACCUCAUUCCCUACGCGCUCGCUCCGCGUGCCAGAGGAAGCCGUCAAGCGGAAGCGAAGAAAGGAGACAGAAGAGGAAACGAAGAGGGAACGGCGGCGGGAUAGAGAGAAAGAGAGAGAGCACUCGUCACCGCGUGCGCUCGUCUAUCGUUCAUUGUCAACCUCCCCCGCCUCGCUUCCCCCGCCUUUGUGUUCCUCGCUGUGAUCGUCGCUGUGCCUUCGGGUGGACGCUUAUGGCUCGCCAGUAGGAGGGAAAAACAGGCGGAAGAGCGUAGGACAGAGAGACAGGAGGAGAGACAGGAGGACAGAGGCGGACAGUCGGAUAGAGACCGGCCAGGCAGAUAUUUCCCGCUCCGCGAAGGGGGGGCAGAGAGGGCACCCCGGAGAACUGAAUAUGUCCGCCAAGCGAAAGGCCACUGCCAUCAUGCAGCACCACAAGGAGAACAUCUCGACCCCGGAGCCCGCCGACAUAUCCGAGGACGAUCACUACCCAAGCGCGCUCAUGAAAGACCCGGAUAAGCUGAAGCUGAUGCUGCUCGCAUGGAAUUACAAUCUUCAAGCGGCACAGGUCCAGGCUGCCAACGCGGCUCUCUCGCCAAAUAACUCGUCGACUACCACCGCUACCACUGUUGGCACACCGGUCACCAGCCAAUCGGCCAUUUCCACGGCAAACAACACCAUUAACAACUCUACACUUACAGAUUCCCGAAACGGUUCCUCGGAGUUGGUGGACAUGCCAGCGGGAAUUGUCCCGAAUCUAAGCGCCGUGGCGGGUGUCGGUGGCGAAGACAUGGCCUCCUUGUGGGCAUCUUACGCCAUGACUUUUAAGAAAACGCCGCCACCAGCAUCGGCGGCAACGCCCUCGCGGUCGGAUCGCGAUCGAGAGUCCAGUCCGCCCGGUGGCGAGGGGACGGGAAGCGCCCACGAUGAGACCAGCAGUAGUGGCAACAAGGAAGACGAGGACGACGAUGAUAUAGACGCGGACGAGGGACUGGAUCCGAGACACCACGAUCCAGAACGUCUCAAGGCGUUCAACAUGUUCGUGAGGCUGUUCGUCGACGAGAACCUGGAUCGCAUCGUGCCGAUCUCGAAGCAACCGAAGGAGAAGAUACAGGCGAUCAUCGAUAGUUGCACGAGACAGUUUCCCGAAUUUGCCGAGAGGGCCAGGAAGAGGAUUCGAACGUACUUGAAGAGCUGUCGGAGAAACAAGCGCGGCAGGGAGGGCCCUUGGGACGCCGCCAGACCCACGCCGGCACACUUGACCUCCGUGCAGGCCGAGCAGAUUCUGGCAACGGCCUGCGAAAACGAGAGCGAGAACGCGAAACGCAUGAGAGUCGGUCUGGAGCCAGUGUCGCAGCCCAUGCCAACUCUUCCGGCCGCAACGCAAACGGACGUUCGAUCGAGUUUGGAGCACUUCUCGAGCACACCGGUUAAAUCACUUCCGUGUGCGAAGAGGGAGGACACCCCUCCGGCAUCGUUAACGUCCCUGGCACCGUUGACCAGUUUGGCGAACUUACCGAACAACACCAUUGCCUCCACGCCGCUGUCGAUCGCAUCCGCGUCAAAGCUGCUCACAACAGACAACAAGAGUCUCAUGAGCCAAUCGACGAUAGUCAGUUCGACGGUGAAUGGUGUCGCCAGUGGCGGUGCACCAACGAUGUACAGACCCAACUUCAGCCAAGCGUUCCAGCGUGCCGGGCCCACAACGGUACCGCCGACCCUCUCGGCCGGGCUAUACCCGACUCAAAGUUUUACAUCGAGCUUACUAAGCAACGGUAUACAAAGUAAUACUGAUUAUUGGUGUACUCUGUAUCCUUUCCUUUUGAGCUCCUCUUUCAAUCAUUUGCACAACAAUGCAGGACCGACGGACCUUAGCAUGAAGAACCCACCAAAGCCUGCUCUGCUAAGUCACAAACUGAACUCGAUGGAAUUGACCGCGGUGAAGCAACUGAUAGGUGGAUAUCGAGAAUCAGCUGCCUUUCUGCUCAGAUCCGCCGAUGAACUGGAGCAACUGUUGCUCCACCAACCAUAGAGCUACGUUUAUUUGGCCAGCGUUCGGCAGCUUGGCUCGUAGUCACAACGAUCGGCGGGAAAGCGAGUAUUCAUACAUACACAGCGUCUGUGAGAGCAUCGAGAGUAACGUCGGAGUCAGCCGUGGACCGCUCUUCCUUCAAGGCUGUUUAUAUCGCUACUCUGUCGGCAACUCCGUGGCUCGACACACGAACUUAUCUUUUGCUGUAUAACGGUCCUCUUGGGCGAACUAAAUUGUAUUCGAUCCGAUAAAAUGGGAGUGCAAGAUUAUAGAUUUAAAUGUCGAAAUUUUAAAUUGACGAAACAAGUUUGAGGGAAUAAUUUGCGAAAUUAAUUGGAAAUAUGCUUUAUUGUACGUAAGGAGAUUGUUUUCGACGAAAGUCGAGAGGCUAUAAUCGCGACGAAAAAUUCAUAUUGAAGAAGUCACUGUAUGCGGAUUCAUCGUUAUAGGCGCCAAAAAAAAAAAGAAAAAAAAACAGAAGAGAGUUCCAUAUACAUAACGAAUAAUUGCAUACUUCAUUAUGCGCGUCGUCGCGAUACUUCUAAUUCUAGGAUUAAGGAAACUACUCGAACAGGGUGUACAUAAAAAGAUAUUUACUUAAUUACCGAUAAGCUUAAAGGAUGCGGCGAGCUAGGAUGCGUGCGCUAGUUUAAGGGAAAAAAAAAAAAAAAAAAAUACAGUUGAAAACGGAAGAAGCUUCCGGACGACAAGUCAUUCGGAAGUGUGUGCUAUUUUCUAACGAGGAUGAAAACGUUUCCGGAAGUUCUUCUCUACGGUCGGGAGACGCGCUUGCAUUUUUUCCUACUCAGAUUUGUAAGCUUCGAAAAAUCGUUCGUGAGAGUUCCAUAAAUCUGCUGCAAAUAUAUUUAACCGUUUUCGACGACGGCCGACAAAAAGCUGUCGCGUGUUCUUACAAGACGGUAAUUUCACUAAUCUGUUUGUUGUCGUUAUGUACAUAUGACGUAAAUGAUAUAUGAUGAAACUAGUUACUUUCGUGCGCGAGAAAACGUGAUUAAUUCACGUUGACGGAACAGCGCCAUUUACUUCGAGAGUGGCGUACGAGCGUCUGAUGAAUUGAAUUGAGAUACGAGAGCUGCGUGAUAAGAAAAAUUUGAAUUUCAAAGGGAUUAUCGAAAUGAUCGAUUUCUCGCCAUUUUUGAAGUAAAUGGUGGCUCACAGAUCUAGCUUUUACGACAGUCAUACGUGUAUAUAGAGAGAAAAUGCGUCCGCGCAUUGAUACACGUGUACAUAAAUAUGUAGGUCGCAAGACAAGAUGGAUUUUUUUAUUGGCGACGCGUCUCAGUGGCCUCGUCAGUGGAGAUUAAACUAGCUAAUCAAUUAACGAUAACUAUGUACAACGUCGUAAUAUAGUUAGACCAUAGUCGUUUCGGAAGCGGAGGAGCGUAGUGAUCGAGAGUAUAAUAUCGGGACCAUCUUGUCACGAUCGGACAAUACGUCACAACCGUAUUCGUGGUCUCCGGACGCAUCACUGUGUUACCAAAGAACACUAAUUAUUAUGGGUAAUGUACGUAUAGUACUACUUAAGGGUCGCGUUCUUCUUCAUCUUCUUCUUUCCGUUAUUCUUUUCAACGACGACACUUCUUCUUUCACGAAAGCGCGAAAUCAUUUUCUCCAUCGACUAAUCGUACGAAGAUAGAUAUAAACGCCACUGUACGUGGCUUGCUAUACAGUCGUUUCAUAUUAUUCUUUUUUAUUUAUCAUUAUUACUGACAUUAUUACCGCUAUGCAAUAUUAAUAAUUUUAUCAUUAUCAUUAUCAGCAUCGUUAUUACCGUCACGAUUGUCACUGUCACUGAAUAUUAUUGACAUAUUGCGAAUCGAAGAAUCGCGAGAAGGUAGUACGAAUAGUUUAUUCUGUUCUCCAACGUCAUUUUCCACGGAAAGUUUCCGCUUGUUAAGUCUACUUUGUCGUUGUUUUGUACAUAGUUUAUAUGCAUACAUUAUAAGGAGCGCAUAUGAAGAUUGCGAAAAUUAAGUUGCUUAACUAAUUAGAUACAAAGAAGAGUAUAUAUAUAUAUAAAUAUAUAUGUAAAUGCAAAAUAUCUUUAUGCGAACGAUUGCUGAUUGCUGUCACCGUCGAACUCCAAGCGCAGAACAUUCCAAUGAAAGAAAACAGAAGAGUAGAUAAAGGAAAAGGACGAAUAAGAAAAAUAUAGGGAAAGAAUUUCAUUAAAGAGGAAGAAAGAAAGAGUGCGAGAGAGAGAGAGAGAGAGAGAGAGAGAGAGAGAGAAUGUAUGCAUGUACGUGUGCGAUCAUUGAACAUGCGCUCAUCGAAGAUUUUAUGGGAAUCACGACUUUCAAUUGACCGACAAUAGUCGUACUUCCAUUUUCCUUUUCCGCUUGCGAACAAAUCGCCGCGAGGUAACGCGCCUGAUCGUCCCGCGCGAUCAAAAUCACAAAUACUGUUCGCGGCACUUUAGUAAGAGAGGAUCGAAUAAAGCGUUUCGUCAAUUGGAACUAAUUCUUAUCAAUCAUUUGAAACUCCAAGUACUUGCGAAGAUGGUACACACCACCGCCGCCGCCCUCCCCGCGAAUGCAAUUUCUCAUAGGACUCGUCUCGUUAAUCGACACACAGUGCAAUAGUCUAUAGCGAUACCGUUGUUCUACCGUAUUAUUGUCAAUCGUCGUCACGAUCAUGCUUCUGUCAUGCACGACAUAUACAAAUAGUCUCAGCUCAGCCACAUUACCCCCCCACCCCUCCCGCCCCUACCUUUCUCCACGCUGUCCCCUUGGUUUCAAGCAGGCAUCACACUUCUUCAUGGAUAUUAACAGUUACUGGACAAGUUCAUAAUCUUACCACUAGCAUCGUACAUUUAUACGUAAUUCACCUCAGAUCUUCGUAGCCAUACACAUCGCGAGGGCCGAGCUCCGUUUUGCGUACCACAUGUUUCUCCCUCCCCCUCGAAUCCGAUGACCAAUAAUGUUCAACUGCGCGUUCUGCUAAUAAUUAAUAUGAUUAUAUACCUCGAAAUGAAUCUAGGGUUUGCGGAUUCGUGACAUUCGAGACAGUAAUCGAAAAGAAUUCAUUGUAAAUAUUAUUUUCGACUAAGUGCACGGAAAAAACGAUUUCGUUGAUGUGUCCAAACAUUUAGCUGGAUACAGAUCUAAAAAUAAUUUUAUUGGACCAUCGGAAUAAUUGUGAUGGAUGUUCAAGCGUGACGAGCAAUGCUAUAAAAAUUGACAUGCAAUUCAAUUUGAGAGUUUCCAACAUAAUUAUUGCGAUGGUCUAGUAAAAUUAUUUUCAGAUCUGUAUUCAACUACAUUUUUAAAUACUUUAGCAAAAGCGUUCUUUCCGUGUGAGAAUCGAAUCCAAAUAAAAAUCGAAUUGAGCCUGUCAUCGAUAAUUGUUGCUCUUUUCGCAACUCGACUGAUUCGAAAAACCUGAAUCUAACGUAUGUACAUCCGGGAAUACGAAAUAAAAGGAAAAGGGAAAGACGAAGGAGACGAGACAGAGGAGAAAUUUAUGGAGACCGAAGAAACGUGCGACAACCACUCUGUUCUUCUUUCUUUUCCUACGUUCGAUAAAAAAGUAUCCGUCGUGUACCUUAAUUCGCCUACGCGGAAGUGCAGAUCUACUGUUCAUAUAUAGUCGCGAAUCGAUGUAUAUUGAUUAAAGAAAAAAAAAAUAUGUAUUUGUUCCUAAAGAAAUAUUAAGAGUAGUAAUAUACCGUAAAAGAAUAUUAAUAUUAAUAGUAAUGAUAACGAUAAUUUGAUGGUACAUACUUUCUUAUAAGUAACAUUACACAUUACUACGAUUAUUGUAGAGUUGGUACGGUUCUUGAGGAUGCCUUGCCUGUAAAUGUAACAUACGUUAAAUGAAAAAAAAUCUUAUUAUCUUGUAAAUGUUUUACCAAAUAUAAUCGAUUAUUCAACUUA
Solenopsis invicta (red fire ant) is the source of this 6952-nucleotide messenger RNA. Its product is annotated as nucleolar protein 4-like. NCBI's taxonomy places the organism in Eukaryota, Metazoa, Arthropoda, Insecta, Hymenoptera, Formicidae. The transcript is spliced from 9 exons. Bases 1419 to 3056 code for a protein of 545 amino acids. The record is from RefSeq and is a predicted model, not a curated record.